CUCGUGGCGCGCGAGGCCGCGAGGUUUAUCAGCGAACGAGCUCCGAACGAGUUGCUCGCUGGCUACUGUCCCGUAGGAGGCUGACCCGUGUGUUUUUCUUUCAGCGGUUUUCGUUGUGCGUUGAUGUGGUCUGCUGAGCCGGGCUUGAAACCCGCGUCGUCGGCAGGUGUUCGGGAGUCCGCGGGAGAGUCGGCAAUUGCGCGCUGCUCGCCAUGUCACGUCGCUUGAAGACACCCGGGUGGUAGUGCUGAAGCGGAGAGUUGCUGCCUGAUGGAUCGGGCGUUGAUUCAGGGCAUCAAGCGUCUUCGAGUGUUGACCCCGUAUGACUAUGACAACAUGGACGAGCUUGUCCAGGAUCUGACCAGCGCCCUCGAGGAGUCCUCCUCCUCUGCUCAGCGACACCGCUGCCAGCGACACCCGCGGCCACCACAGCGCAAGUGGUGGUCCAAGAAGACCCUCUUGCCCCCCUCGGACGGCGAUGUUGCACGCCUGCAAGGGGCCGUGUCAUCCUCGACGACAUGCCAGACUACCCGUUCCGUGAGCGCUGUGUCCGGAGACGACUCCGAGUCCAGCCUGGAGGGACGUGCCAUGCCUCGUAUGCUGGACGCUCCCCAGAGUGACUCGGAUGACCUGCUCCAGCGACUGUGCGCAUGGCGCCACCGGCAGGCCAAUGCGGCCGAAUCAGACUCGCUCAACGAGAACUGCCUGCCCACAGCAGCACGGCCACAGAGGCGCAAGCGAAAGCUGAAGCGCAUGGCCGUCGACCUGGAACCACCGUCUGGGGACUCGUCCCAAGGAUUACCGGACAUCAACAAGCCAGUGCCGUCCUCUCAGCUGAAGGCUGCCUCACCCGAUGGUGCCGCCAAGUGCACGGCAGGAGGAUCGCAGCAGCUCUGUGGUCCCCCAGCUGCGAGAGCAGCUGCGGGCAGCCUGUGUGGCAAGCGCAAGCGCAGCAUGCGCGAACGGAGCCUCGAGUCAGUCGGCCACCGGCGAUCCUCCGAGUGCUGCGAUGACAUGGACCUGGAGGAAGCCAAGCCUCACCACGGCGAGACCAGUAGUAGCAGCCUGAGCAGCAGCGAGAGUGACGCUGGCAUCCUGACAAACGACGAAGGCCGUGAAGGGGACGAUGAGCAGAGUGACUUCUUCCACGAGGGCGGACCGAGCUGCUGGUGGGACGAACUUGACGGGGAGCUGGACGCCCGCUUUCAAGCCAUCCUGGCUGGAAGCCUCAAGCACAUGUCGCCUGCCGCCCGCCGAGCCUACCACAAUAAUGCCAAGGUGGAGAGUCUUUUUUACACGGGAACAACAGACAAAUAAGGCCCACAUUCACAA
Molecule: messenger RNA, 1332 nt
Organism: Dermacentor silvarum
Lineage: Eukaryota; Metazoa; Arthropoda; Arachnida; Ixodida; Ixodidae
Product: G patch domain-containing protein 2
Exons: 6
Coding region: 271-1317 (348 amino acids)
Source: RefSeq, a predicted model, not a curated record